UUGCAUUCACUUUUACCCGCUCUCCAUUGACAAUAUCCUGAACUGCGAUGACUGCUCUUCUUGCUGACGCGUUCAUGCAUGCUCACCACGCGCUGAUGGCCCGCAGUAGCAAUCAUGAGCAGUUCCCAAUCUAUCUGAACUUGGUUUUCAAGGCAUACAGUCUCAAGACAGAUGGCAAGCUUUGCUCUGGCAUACUUCUUCCUCAUUGUGCUGGGAAUUGCCGAGCGCCUGCUCUCGCUGAGCAUUGACCUCAUCCAGGACAAGCCUGGACAGCCGUGGCGCAUCUUCCCGCGGGCAUGCAUCUACUUUGUGGUGACGCUGUUCCGCUACGUGCUGAUGAUUGCGAUCAUGAACGUGUAUAUCCCCAUGUUCUGCGUUAUCUGCCUUGGGCUAACGCUGGGCCAGAUCAGUGUCGAGGGGAUCAGGUAUAGGGCGAUGAUGCGUAGGCUGAAGCACCAAAUUGGCCAAGGCUCGAUCAUCGAUGGGUUCACUCAGAUCAAGAAUCCAGUCGAGGAGUCAACGCCGUUUAGCGUGGUGCCAAUGUCACACACCAAGGACGGGUGCUGCUAAGAUAUGUUUACAUUGUUUUAAGCGAAUGCAAUGUAUAUAAGUGCACGUAUUCCAAAUCCAGCUAGCUGAAGUCAUAGCGAGACAUAGGGGACAGAGCCCAAAAAUCGGAAUCAACUGAUCUACUUCCUCUCCGAAUGCCAUACUAUCCGCACGCAUCCAUUUGGCGAUGAAUCAGCCAAAGGCGGUUGACGACGUGCC
Linderina pennispora is the source of this 768-nucleotide messenger RNA. RefSeq lists its product as uncharacterized. Gene Ontology annotation, biological process: copper ion transmembrane transport. The coding region runs from base 172 to 570 and encodes 132 amino acids. Lineage: Eukaryota; Fungi; Kickxellomycota; Kickxellomycetes; Kickxellales; Kickxellaceae. Gene Ontology annotation, cellular component: membrane. The record is from RefSeq and is a predicted model, not a curated record. Gene Ontology annotation, molecular function: copper ion transmembrane transporter activity. The transcript has a single exon.